AUGGUGAAUCCUGGGACAAUAACAAGUGUCGAGUUGGACGAAGAAAAAAGGUUCAAAUUCUUAUUCAUUGCUUUAGGGGCUUGCAUUGAAGGGUUUAGGGCAAUGAGAAAGGUAAUAGUUGUUGAUGCAACACAUCUGAAGACUAUGUAUGGUGGUAUGUUGGUUUUCGCAACAGCUCAGGAUCCUAAUCAUCACCAUUACCCCAUUGCGUUUGGUGUGAUUGAUACUGAGAAUCAUGUUAGUUGGCCAUGGUUUUUCAACAAGCUGAAAACCGUCGUACCGGAUGAUCCUGAAUUGGUUUUUAUAAGUGACAGGCAUAAAAGCAUAAUAUAUGCCGUCUCGGAGGUGUACCCAAGUGCAAGGCAUGCUCACUGUAUAUAUCAUUUAAGUAAAAACCUCAGAGAAUAUGUCAAGACCGACAAGGAUAUAGCUUCAGAUAAAUUCAAGGAGUGCGCUCAUAUUUAUACUAAGAAUGAUUUCGAUAGAGAGUUUAUGGAUUUUAGAAGGAGGUUUCCUAAUGCCGCUAAAUAUUUAGAUGAAAAGAUUGGGUUGGAUAAAUGGGCAAGAUGCCAUUUUGAAGGAGAUAAGUACAACAUUGACACAAGCAACGCAGCCGAAUCAAUGAACAGUGUGUUUGUUGAAGCAAGGAAGACCCAUUUGUUGCCUAUGAUUGAUACUAUUAUUGAGAAAUUUUCUGAAUGGUUCAACAAACAUAGGAAAGAUUCUGCUGGUGCAUCAAACACAAGGAAACUGGUGCCGGUUGUGGAGAAUGAAUUGCAUGACCGUUGUGAAAUUGCAGUACGUUUAACAGUGAUUGAGUUAAACAUCUACCACCUUGAGUACAACGUCAUAGGUCUGGAUGGGAAGACUUAUUUGGUGGAUUUGAAAAUGAAAAGUUGUUCUUGCAGAUGUUUUGAUAUCGACAAGUACCCAUGUGUCCAUGCCAUGGCCGCGCUCAGAAAUCUCAUGAGGAGAGAAGUAAGAAGAGUGCAUAUCGAAAUGCAUGAUCUCUGCUCAAUAUAUUACUUGAUUGAGACGUGGGCAUUGGCAUAUUACAGAACAAUUUAUGUUGUGCCCCAUGAGUCUGACUGGAAUGUUCCUGCUGCAAUUCGACAAUUAAUGGCUAAGCCGCCAGAGUACACUAAAACUGGUGGUGGAAGAACACAAGAAAAGAAGUUCCGUUCUAUUGCGGAACGUCGUCGUAAGAGGAGGAGGCAAAUGAAGUUUAAACCUGGCAUAAAUUUGGAAAAGUUUCUGCAGCCUCCAAAUCUUGCUUAA
This is a messenger RNA of Camelina sativa (false flax), 1278 nucleotides long. NCBI's taxonomy places the organism in Eukaryota, Viridiplantae, Streptophyta, Magnoliopsida, Brassicales, Brassicaceae. The record is from RefSeq and is a predicted model, not a curated record.